AUGAUGGGCCUCACCCGAAGCACCCUCGUUGCUCUCUUUUCCCUUUCCCUCCUCCUCCAACCAAUUGCAAACGCUCAAGAACAGGCUCAAGGUCGACCUGGUGCUUCCGCUCAAGCUCCAGCGGCAGGUAGACCCGGCGCUUCUUCUUCCGAUCAAGUACCAGUCCAGGCGUCAGCUUCAAGUCAGGCUCCUGCUGCUGGUCGACCUGGUGCAUCAAGUGCUCCCACGACUGAUCCCGCUCAAACCCGCCCAAAGGUCUAUUCCUGCCCUGCCGACAAUGGAGCAUUAUAUACAACGGCAAAUGGAGUCACCUUUCAGCUUAAGUGCGACCACGGAACUUUAGCUAAACAUCUUGAUAAUACCAUUACGAACUCGCAAAAAGAUUGCGCGGACUACUGCAGCACCCUGCCCAACUGUCAGAGUGCGGAUUUUAAUGCCCAAAAUAAAGUUUGUGCGACAAAGCAGGAGUAUAUACCAACUUUUCCUCUUCCAGGAACUCACACGUGGUUUCCUCUCGAAGAGCGAAGCCAGCGCCCCGAAACAGAGUACCGCACUCCUCCGGAUUGUCCCGCAUCUAAAGUACCCAUUUCUGAAAGUGUGACAGCCAGCACACUUAUGACAACUGAUGGCGAAUGUCCAACCAAUGACGGAAAGAUUUUCUUGACUCCUCAGGGAACGUACUUCCAAGUCAAGUGUGCUUCGCAAAAUACAGCUCAAGUUACGCUUCCCGACAGCAGACCACUUCAUGAUUUUGCAGAAUGCAUGACUGCUUGUGCAGAUAAUCCCGAAUGCAAGAGUGUAACUUUCGCUGGCGGAAAACCCAACUGGGAAUGUAAAAUGUUUGAAAGUGGUGUGGAAACAUUGGCCGCAGACGCUACAAAAAACAAAGCCUCAGCAGUCGUUAUUGACCCACCAACCUCCGCAAAGAAGGACGACUUGACAUAUCUCUGCUCAACUGAAUGUCCAAAUGCUGACGGACAAACGUGGGAUUCUCCAACGGGACAAAAAUUCCGCAUGUCCUGCUGCACGCGUCAUGGUAUUACCCCUAUAGGGGAUACCCAAGCAGGCUCUUUGCAAGAAUGUAUGAAGAUGUGUAGUUUUAUAUUGGCGUGUACUUCAAUCGACUUUCAAAAAGAUACGGGAAAAUGCUAUUUUGGAAAACAUUCCGGCGCGCCAACUAUUGCAGCAUCUGGAUGGGCGUCUGCUUAUGCAGUUGGGUGUUCUGGAGCUUGCAAGAAGGAGGGAUGCUGUUCUGGUGCUUGA
Molecule: messenger RNA, 1263 nt
Organism: Sclerotinia sclerotiorum 1980 UF-70
Lineage: Eukaryota; Fungi; Ascomycota; Leotiomycetes; Helotiales; Sclerotiniaceae
Exons: 7
Coding region: 1-1263 (420 amino acids)
Source: RefSeq, a predicted model, not a curated record